AUGGCUUUAUGGAAAACUUCCUUCUCAGAUGAGAAGGAAGCAGAGAGACCCAAGUUUGUUGAGUUGAGGUCGUCAAAAUGGUUUAUCAUGUUCGUUGUCGCCUUUGCUACUGGAACGGACAUAUUCAUGUACGGUCUUAUCGUACCGGUCACGCCAACCGCAUUGAAAGACAGAGUGGGCAUCUCAGAGGGAAACAUUCAGAGCUGGACAUCGAUCCUUCUCGCCCUGUAUUCGGCUGCUUUGUUGGCCUUUGCGCCUGUUGUCGGGUACAUCGCUGAUCGAUUCGAGUCCCGCCGGUGGCCUUUGCUAGUUGGCCUCAUUGCGCUAGCCGCUGCAACAGCCUUGCUAUGUGUCGGCACUAAUAUCGCGCUGUGGAUUGUCGGUCGCUUGUUUCAAGGCGCUGCCGCUGCGGUGGUAUGGACGGCCGGCUUGGCACUGAUGGUAGACACUGUCGGAAAAGACGACCUCGGCCAAGCUAUUGGCUAUGUCUCCAUGGCUAUUAGUGUUGGCACACUAGCGGGACCUCUUCUUGGUGGAGUUGUCUAUGAGAAUGGUGGAUAUUACGCUGUUUUCGGCCUUGCAUUCGCUUUCAUCGUCCUAGAUAUCAUCUUGCGAUUGCUGUUGAUUGAGAGAAGGCAUGCUAUCAAAUGGCUUGCGCCAGAGAUGACACCUCUCUCUGUGAAUGGAGAUCAAUCCACGGAAAAGAAGUCAGCUCAAACCUCAGAGCCUCCCACCCCGCUCACAAAUGGCUCUGAACCCUCUGAGCCCUCUGAGAACCGUGAAUCCCAACCGCCUUCUCCUCCCUCGCGGAGUGCGUUCGGACGUAUCGUCAUUUUGUUGAGCUCGCCGCGUCUCGUUGUUUCUGUUUGGGGGUACUUCAUCCUAUCAAUCGUCCUGACCUCAUUUGACAGUGUCCUUCCACUCUUCGUGCAAGAGACAUUCGGGUGGCAGCAGAGUGGCCAGGGACUAAUCUUUAUCUCUCUCAUGGUCCCACACGUAGUUGACCCACUGACAGGGUACAUUAUUGACAAGUACCCCAAAUCCUGUCGUUACCUCGCAGCAGGGGCAUUUCUCGCUGCCGUUCCUGUGAUGGUGCUCCUGCGUUUUGUUACGGAUAACUCGAUGCAACACAAGAUUCUGCUAUGUGCUCUUCUCGCUUGCGUUGGGCUGUGCUUUGCGGUGGCUAUGCCACCUCUCAUUGCCGAGGUCUUCUUCGCUGUGAAGGAGAAGGAAGAUAAAACUCCUGAUAUCUUCGGUCGCGGUGGUGCUAUGGCUCUAGCCUUUGGGCUGUCGAAUAUGGGGUUCGCGUCCGGGAGUCUGAUUGGGCCAUUUUUUGCAGGCUUCAUUCGUCAGGAGGCUGGCUGGGGGGCGAUGGGAUGGGCGUUAGGGUUAAUAGCUGGCAUAUCGUCUGUCCCAAUCCUGUUGUUCGUGGGUGGCUGGAUCUCGAGGAAGCCGGUCGAGUCAGAGAAUGAAGUCCAAUUGACCGGCAGCGCUCCUGGUCCAUGA
Molecule: messenger RNA, 1506 nt
Organism: Penicillium expansum
Lineage: Eukaryota; Fungi; Ascomycota; Eurotiomycetes; Eurotiales; Aspergillaceae
Product: MFS transporter
Exons: 1
Coding region: 1-1506 (501 amino acids)
Biological process (GO): transmembrane transport
Molecular function (GO): transmembrane transporter activity
Source: RefSeq, a predicted model, not a curated record